Messenger RNA from Arachis duranensis, 2615 nucleotides. RefSeq names its product transcription factor MYC2. Lineage: Eukaryota; Viridiplantae; Streptophyta; Magnoliopsida; Fabales; Fabaceae. Gene Ontology annotation, biological process: regulation of DNA-templated transcription. The coding region runs from base 175 to 2190 and encodes 671 amino acids. Gene Ontology annotation, molecular function: transcription cis-regulatory region binding; protein dimerization activity; DNA-binding transcription factor activity. The record is from RefSeq and is a predicted model, not a curated record. The transcript has a single exon. Gene Ontology annotation, cellular component: nucleus.
AAUGCAUCCCCCACCAUUCUCAAAUUCAGACACAUACUCGGGCUGUCCUUCUCUCUCUCUCUAUCUCUAUCUCUAUCUCUCGCAUCUUCACUCACACUGCAACCUUCUCCCCUUCUCUAUCUUCAAUAAUCCAAACAAAGAUAAUAAAUACAGAAUUUGCUGAAUGGGCAGAGAAUGAACCUCUGGACAGACGACAACUCCUCCGUUAUGGAGGCCUUCAUGACCUCCUCCGACCUCUCUUCCCUCUGGCCUCCGCCACCUCCUCCCCCUCAAUCCGCCUCCUCUGCCGCCGUAUUUAAUCAGGAUACCCUCCAGCAGCGCCUCCAGGCUCUCAUCGAAGGGGCUAGGGAGAGCUGGACAUAUGCUAUUUUCUGGCAGUCUUCCUAUGACUACCCCUCCUCCGCCUCCACCGCCGUCCUCGGCUGGGGCGACGGCUAUUACAAGGGCGAUGAAGACAAGGGAAAGGCCAAAUCCACCAAAACCACCACCCCCGCCGAGCAGGAUCACCGUAAAAAGGUCCUCCGCGAGCUCAAUUCCCUGAUUUCCGGCUCCGCUGCCGCCCCCUCCGACGAUGUCGAAGAGGAAGUCACCGACACCGAGUGGUUCUUCCUAGUCUCCAUGACGCAGUCCUUUGUAAGCGGGACGGGGCUCCCCGGCCAAGCUUUCUACCACUCGAGCCCGGUCUGGCUCACAGGCCCGGACAGACUCGCCGGUUCGUCGUGCGAGCGGGCCAGACAAGGCCAGGUAUUCGGGCUCCAAACCCUGGUUUGCAUACCUUCCUCAAACGGGGUGGUUGAGCUUGGCUCCACGGAGAUGAUCUUCCAAAAUCCCGAUCUGAUGAACAAGGUUAGGAUUCUCUUCAAUUUCAAUAGCAACAGCAUCGACGUGGGCUCAUCGUGGCCGUUAACCGGCAGCACAACUACCACAGCCGCCGAUCAAGGUGAGAACGAUCCUUCUUCAUUAUGGCUUAACGACUCUGAAAUUAGGGAUUCUGUUACCACCGUUACUACCGUCACAACGACCACUCCUGCCUCGGUUAUUUCCGUUAACCCUGGUUCGAGCGCCUUGGCAGAAACCCCAAGCUCCGUUCACUUGCCGAAUAAUAACAACAACACGCACGCUGGUGGCGCGUCUCAAUCGCAGAACCGGAGCUUCUUCUCAAGGGAGUUGAACUUUUCGGAGUUUGGAUUUGACGGUAGUAACGCCGUCAAAACGGGGAACGGUCAGCAUCACUCGCUCAAGCCGGAAUCUGGUGAGAUUCUGAGCUUCGGCGAGAGCAAGAGGAGCUCGUAUGGCGGAGGUGGAGGCGGAGGCGGAGGAGGUGGAAACGCGAACUUCUUCUCCGGCCAGUCGCAGUUCGUUGCCGCAGCCGAGGACAACAACGGGAAAAAGAGGAAGUCACCGAAUUCGAGAGGAAGCAACAACGACGACGGCAUGCUCUCUUUCACAUCCGGUGUGAUUCUUCCGCCGUCGAACAUGAAAUCCAGUGGCGGAGGCGGUGAUUCCGACCACUCAGACCUGGAGGCCUCGGUGGUGAAGGAGAACGAAAGCAGCAGAGUGGUGGAGCCGGAGAAGCGGCCAAGAAAAAGAGGGCGGAAGCCGGCGAAUGGCAGAGAGGAACCGUUGAACCACGUGGAAGCGGAGAGGCAGAGAAGGGAGAAGCUCAACCAGCGAUUCUACGCCCUCCGUGCCGUAGUUCCAAACGUUUCAAAGAUGGACAAAGCUUCACUCCUUGGCGACGCCAUUUCCUACAUCACAGAGCUCAAAUCAAAGCUUCAAACCCUCGAAUCAGACAAAGAUGGCUUAGAGAAGCAGCUUGAUUCACUGAAGAAGGAUCUUGAUAAUGUCAAAAAGGAAGCUUCUUCAGCUCCUCCUCCUCUUCCAGACAAGGAACUAAGGAUGUCCUCCAACAACCUUGUAGGUGGUGGGAAGCUUAUUGAUUUGGAUAUAGACGUGAAGAUAAUUGGCUGGGAUGCAAUGAUAAGAAUCCAAUGCAGCAAGAAGAACCACCCUGCCGCGAGAUUGAUGGCAGCCCUGAUGGAGCUGGACUUGGACGUCCACCACGCCAGCGUGUCUGUGGUGAAUGAUUUGAUGAUACAACAGGCAACAGUGAAGAUGGGUAGCCGGUUUUACACGCAGGAGCAGCUCCGGUCGGCGCUAACAUCCAAAGUUGGUGGUGAUGUACGGUAGAUUUUCUCCACAAAAUGUGAGGAAUCAUCAUGUGUUUGGUGGUGCUCCUGAAUGUGUGUGAUGUCAUUCACUUGCUCCUGGUCUUUGUGGUGGGCUCUGGGAUAUUUUAAGGCCUUCCCGGUAGCAAUCUCUGUAUGAUAUAAGUUCUACUUCUUUUGUAACUCUUUUGGGGUUUCUUCUUUCGUAGCUUAGUAUCUGAGUUUUGAGGUAGUUUGAUUUGGGAAGCUGGAUGUAUCACUAGAACUAGCUAGCUAGGGACGAGGACACUUUUUUUUAAAUCAAAUCUGUGGGCAACAAUAGGUGUAGCGUUGAUGAAGUAAUUAGUUAAGAAAUAGGAUAUUUUUGUGUUCAUAUAUUGUCUAUCUAGAUUACAUUAUGUAUAUAUGCUUUUAAUAAAGUGAACCUCAUAAAAUUUCUGAGUUGUA